UUUUCUUCUGUUGGACCAGGGAGGAGUGCAUCUGGUGAACUUGCUGAACGUGUACGGCCCCGGACUGGCCAUCCUCUUCGUGGUGUUCGUGGAGGCGGCCGGGGUCUGCUGGAUACUAUAUUUGUCGCCUCAUUGCUCAGCUACGAAGAGAUGUUGGAAGGAGAAUAUGUCUAUCCCAAGUGGAGUAUCAACUUAGGAUGGGCUCUUACAGCCAGUUCUUUAUCAUGCAUUCCUAUAUACUUCUUCUACAAGCUAUACAUCACUAAGGGAACCCUCUGGAAUCGACUCGUGAAAAUCAUGAAACCAGAAGAGUAUUGUUGCGAGAGCAGAGUGAUCAGCGCCAACUACGGAACGGCCGGCACUCACGUCUGACUGGAGUGGCUGGUCUAAGAACCAUCAUAUUUCUUCGGGAUUUGUGCCACGCCACAAGCUCGGAAUGUUGCGAGACACGGGCCAAGCGUUUGGGCGCCAGAUAUGGAAGAAACUUAUAAGGGAAUAUUAGAUAAGUAGUACAUAGUGUAAAGUAGGAACAUAAUGAUUAAUGCUUCAAACCACAAGCAAGGCACAUCUACUCAAUGGUAGUGUUGCUGAUCUCUCAGUGUUGAUGAGUUCAUAUGCCCCCAUGCCGUGUAAACUAUGCCAAAUAUCUCAUUUGUCUGUGUAGAUAUUGUAAUUAUAAGAUAUGCAUUAGUCAAAAAUAGAUAUGUUCCUAUAUUAUUAUUUCAUAUAGAUCUAAGAUUAAGUGUCGUAUCCUUUAGCUACUAUGUAAUCAGUGAUAAGUGAUAAGUCCCCCGCUUACAUCCUUCCUAGCUGAUGUGCCGCCGAAAACAACAAUGAAAACAGACACAUCAGGCAAGAAUACAAGGACAAUCACAGUUAUAUGUAGAUAAGACGCAUAAAUACUUAUAUGGUUAGUUGUUAAGUACUAUAUUAUCAUAUAUAUGCUGUGAAUGUGUGCCACAUUGAUGCAGGGAUCCAACAUUAUUAUAUAUUAUUAUAUCUAGAUGUCUAUGUUAAUAUCACCAUAUCUUAUAUAAAUUUGGUACCGUUUAGUUAUUGAGCUCAUACUGUACGGGUCAUUGUGAAGCUUUUGUUCUCAUAUAGAAGACAUUUGGUGUAGCUUUAACAAGGGGUGUCAAUGUCUCUGAGUGAUAUCUCUUUUGAAUGUAUAUGUUACGUAUAUAUCAUAUUUUAUAUUGAAUAUAUUUAUCUAAAAGCCCAAGUUCCCCUACAGCCAAUGGGAGUUUGGGCAUAUUAUAUAUUUAAUUGUACAUUUUUUAAAGUUUCAGUACAUAACUAAGAUUUUUAUUGGAAGUAAGCGUUCCUUAAAAUAACCUUUUGUUUUUUUGUUUUUUAAUAAUCAUUGAUUAUAAAAGUGUUAUAAGGUUAGUAAUGAAGUCAAAUAUAUUGUAGUAAAUUUAAUUUAUUUAAAUGUACAAACAUAUGCAGUUGUAUUAAUAAUGACAAUAGGAUAACUUGGGGUUUGUAUUUAAUUAUUACCAUUUAAUCUAGUGUUAGUUUUUAAGUCAAGCAAAGGGUCAAAUAUUUGUACCCGAAGUUUCCGUGCCUACGGUGGAAGGUAUCAGCCAUUGCCUUCUUACCGACAUAACCCCAUGACAAUAUCUGUUUACAUCUGGAACGAUAUAUUCAUAUUGCUAUCAUAUACAUAUUUAUGUGUAAUUGAAAUAAACUUAU
Molecule: messenger RNA, 1695 nt
Organism: Nezara viridula (southern green stink bug)
Lineage: Eukaryota; Metazoa; Arthropoda; Insecta; Hemiptera; Pentatomidae
Source: the annotation of a GenBank genome assembly